AUGAGCGGCCAAUUUAAAGGCGUGCAGGCGUUUAUUUCAAAUAAAUACCCAACUGCAAUAUACGUACAUUGCGUUUCACAUAGUUUAAACUUAGCUUUAUCAAAUGCAGCUGAAGUAGUUCCAAUUAGAAAUGCUUUUGGCAUUAUCCAAAAAAUAUAUACAUUUUUUAAUACCCCGAAACGGCAAAAUGUCCUUCAAAAUAAUAUCGAAACAUCAACUUAUAAUUCAAAUAAAACGAAAUUAAAGCAACUUUGUCCAACCAGAUGGGUUGAACGUCAUGAUUCGGUUAUUAUAAUGAAACAAAUGUUGUUGCCUGUAGUUGCAGCUUUAGAAGAAAUACAGUCAUGGAAUUGUACAGACUCAUCGUCUAAUGCGUUCUUACUGUUAAGUGGAAUUCGACAAUCAAGUUUUAUUAUUUCACUAUUGUGUGCAGAGAAACUUUUAAGUUAUACUUUACCAAUCAGUAAAAUUCUUCAAUUGAGUGAUUUAGAUAUUUCAGAGGCUUUGAAUAACGUAGACGGUGUAGUAUUCGUUCUUCGUGAGAUACGAAGUAAUGUUGAAAAUGAAUUUAAAAUAAUUUUCGACGAAGCAAACGAAAUUGCUAAUGCUUUAGAACUAACAAUUACUAUGCCCAGAUUAACAAAAAAUCAAACCAAACGAUGCAAUGUACCAGCAGAAAAUGAAGAAGAAUAUUAUAGACGUGCCAUUUUUAUUCCAUGGCUAGAUUAUUUUAUAAAUAAUAUAUCCGACCGAUUUUUAAAGCAUAAAUGUAUUAUUAAAAGUUUUAAGUGUCUUUUACCAACUGGAAAUUCUCCUAAUCAAACAGAAAAAUCACAGUAUUUAAAACUUUUAGAAUUUUAUAAAAAUGAUAUACCAGAAAAUGGUGUUAACGCUGCAGUAGCCGAAUUUGAUUUAUGGUAUCAAAAAUUCCAAUGCCCAAAUCAUUCAUUACCACAUAAUGCAAUCGAUGCAUUAAAUUUGUGUAAUGAUACUCUAUUUGAAACUAUAUUUACACUUUUAAAAAUAUUCUCAACAUUGCCUGUUUCGACCAGUACAACAGAAAGAUCAUUUUCCACUUUGAGAAGAAUAAAAACAUACUUGAGAAAUACAAUGAGUCAGAAUCGACUGAAUGGAUUAGCUAUGCUUCAUAUUCACAGAGAAAUAGAUGUUCAAACUUCAGAAGUACUCUCAGUAUUGGGGAAAAAAGGACCAAGGCGUCUCAACUUUAUAAUUUAA
Molecule: messenger RNA, 1236 nt
Organism: Macrosiphum euphorbiae (potato aphid)
Lineage: Eukaryota; Metazoa; Arthropoda; Insecta; Hemiptera; Aphididae
Source: the annotation of a GenBank genome assembly